Molecule: messenger RNA, 1505 nt
Organism: Chelmon rostratus (copperband butterflyfish)
Lineage: Eukaryota; Metazoa; Chordata; Actinopteri; Chaetodontiformes; Chaetodontidae
Gene: dtd2
Product: D-aminoacyl-tRNA deacylase 2
Exons: 4
Coding region: 205-720 (171 amino acids)
Biological process (GO): tRNA metabolic process
Cellular component (GO): cytoplasm
Molecular function (GO): D-tyrosyl-tRNA(Tyr) deacylase activity
Source: RefSeq, a predicted model, not a curated record
CUGUUGGAAAAAAUAAAACCCACCAAAUGAUCGUUUAAAAAAGUAAUAAAAGAGACACAAGGAAAGAAAAGAAGGAAAAUAGAUCUGCGAAGAUGAUGCGCAGCUUUGAGCUCCUUCGGGAAACGUGAGGUGACGUCAACACGGAAGUUUGUUGCAGGACAGAGUUUAACCAGUGAAGAGGACCAGUUUAAGCACCGGCACGUGAUGUCGGAGACCGGCAGGGCUCCUGCGGCGCGCGCGGUGCUGCAGCAGUGUCUGCAGGCCAGACUGCAGGUGAAACCAGCAGAGGAGCUCUCAGAGGCUCAGUUCGUCCAGAUCGACAGAGGAAUGGUGAUUUACAUCUGCUUCUUUAAGGGAGCCACAGACGACAUCCUGCCAAAGAUGGCGUCCACACUGUUGAACCUGCGGCUGUGCGAGUCCGACUCGGGGAAGCUGGUCUCGGUGUUGGAGCUUCCCGGCAGCCUGUUGAUCGUCCCUCAGGCCACGCUGGGCGGGAAGUCCAAAGGCAGGGCCAUGCAGUACCACAACAACAUCAGCAAGGAGGACGGCCUGCGGCUCUACACCACCUUCGUUUCUCUGUGCGAGAAGGAGCUGACGGCUGCUGCUGCUGCGUCAGCCGGGGGCGCAGCUCAAGUGACGGUGAAACACGGCACAUAUGGAAACAGACAAGUGCUGAAGCUCGAAACCAACGGACCGUACACCCAUCUGAUGGAGUUCUGAACAGGAGGGGAAGACGAGAAGUGAGGCUUUGCUUGUGUCAUCGUGGAGGUCGAAUUUGUCUCUUAAUCAGCGUCUGAGUAUCCACCAACAAGACCACGAACAGUCACCGGCAAUUACUGAUGUAUUGAUGUUUAAUUUGUAUAUUUGUGAUAAAAAACAGAAAUACAAAGAUUUGGAGUAUGUUAUUGAGUAAGUAGAAUACAAAACUGUUCUGAAUGUGCACAACAACAUGAAAAGUCAAAUUUCUGAGUAUGAGGAGUCUUAAAAAUGUGAUCACAAGGCCACAAAAUAUUUCGUGAAGGCAGAAUAAUGGCCUGGUGUAGUUUUCCUUGGUUCUAGUGAAGUGAAUCUUAAUCCUCCACCAUACAAUGAUAUUUUAAAGAAAUGGUUUUUGAAGUUUGGUGUGGAACAACUUGACUUGCUGCACAGAGCCCUGACCUUAGUCCCAUCCAACACCUUUGUGAUGAAGUGGAACACUGACUGUGAUCCAGACCCGAUCACCACCAUCAUUGCUGGACCUCCCUGAUGCUCUGGUGCUUGAAUGGCAGCAAAUUCCUCCAGCAGGUGCAACACCUGGAGGACCAAUUUAAACCAAAAGAGUGGAGGCUGUUGGAGCAGCACAUUAAUUCCCCAUAAUCAUGAUGGAACCACAUGGUCAACUGAGAUGUUUGGGUGUCCGCAUACUUUAUGGUGUAGCUAGUUAAGGUUUACAGCCCAUCAUCACGAUCCUGGAGGCUUUUCAUCUUGCAAAAUUUCAUAAUUUCGCACGUUUGCAAAGUGAAAUU